This is a messenger RNA of Ambispora gerdemannii, 335 nucleotides long. NCBI's taxonomy places the organism in Eukaryota, Fungi, Glomeromycota, Glomeromycetes, Archaeosporales, Ambisporaceae. The record is from the annotation of a GenBank genome assembly.
AGACGUGGUUUCUUAAAAGGGGGGGUAAAAGAAAACCAUGUGUGGUUGCAUGUGUCGGCGCAAUUACCAACACAUCGACGGAUCCUACAUUGCUUAAAUCUGUUGCCUAUAUAACUUUUGUCGCCUCUAAUAACCGGUACUCGCCUUUCCUCGAAAAACCUGUGAUGGUUGCUGUUGAAGAGUUAUCUUCUGAUAGAUCAGACGAAGAGCAAAAGGACAACAAAGAAUUUAAAUAUAAGGGGAAGGAGAACUUAUCCUUGAAAGGAUCAAAUGUUGUAACUCGAAUCCAGAGACGCCAGGCGCUUAGAUCUUUGGACACUAACGUGAACUUAUGA